CGCUUCAGGCGGCCGCGGUGCCUAAAAGACGACUCUGGGCGGGUUCCAUCACAGACACCGAAGAGGAGUCAGAGACCUCACAACUGUCGACGAGCAGCCCGACAUCUCAUCACGCCGUCGCCAUGCCAAGUCUGCUCACAUCACAGACACGGGAGCUCCAGCACCUCGACGUCAACGCCGAGCCAAAGAAGAGGAGCAAAGACAGGGGGGGGAACCUGAAGUCUCGACUGCAGCGCAGAUCGUCUCAAGCCGCAAACGCUAAGGGGCUUUGUGUCGAAGAGAUGUGCCAGUGGUCGGACUCCCUAGAAAGGCUUUUAUCGUCUGAAUAUGGAACAAAGAUAUUCCAGGCCUUCCUGAAGUCGGAGUUCAGCGACGAGAACAUUGAGUUUUGGCUGGUGUGUGAGGACUAUAAGAAGAUCAGGUCGUCCUUCAGGAUGUCCUCCAGGGCAAAGAAGAUCUUCAAGCUCUACAUUCAAGCUGAGGCCCAGAGAGAGAUCAACAUCGAUCACAAGACCAGAGAAGUGAUCCGGGGGAACAUUCACGCGCCCACCACUGUCUGCUUCGACGAAGCCCAGAAGAUUGUCUACCAGCUGAUGGAGAGGGACUCCUACCCCCGUUUCCUCAGGUCUGACAUUUAUCAGGCGCUAAUGAACUCCACAUCAGAAUCAGUGCUGUGAGGAUGUAAAGCAAACACCUGCUAGAGACACUUUGCUUGUUGAAGCUGGACUGUGAAGCUGAGCCGCGUACUGGACGGCCUGAGGGUGUACGUUAGCUUGUUCUGGGACCCCCGCUGGCAAUUCUAACCCAAAGUAGCCGAAGCAUGAUGAAGCCAUGUUUUGGUGUCCUCGGUGGCCGCCUGCUGACUUACAUAGAGAUGCAGCCACUGCUCAGAACUGACUGGGGUGACGGGAAAUCAUGUGCUCGUGUCAAAAAUGAAAUGUAUUGCAAAAAAAAAAAAAAGAAGAACGAAAAAAAAAAACAGCAGCAGCUGUGAAAAGUGAUGUAAAAGUGAGGCGUUUCUCGCCGAGGUUAUAUGAAUGAUGAGUGAAAACGCUGGGGACUUUUUGUGAGACGCACCAGGAAGUGCAUGUGGUGCAAGCAACAGCAACCACGAGAUGAAAGUGCAUCAACGGCACUGACGUUGGGUUUCAGUGAGCCAUCGACAGGGAAUGGCUACUUUUUCAAUGGAGUGUAUAUACUUUUCAUUUUUGACACUCCUUCUGUUGAAGUACUACUGAAAUUAAAAUAUACUAUGAUAAUACAUUAUAAGCUACUGUAUAGGUUUACGCUCAAUGUAAACAGCAGAAUUGCUUUCAGACCAUUUCAAAAUAUUACAUCUGCUCUGAAAUCUGAAAUCAAAUAAAUUAUUUUUCAAUUA
Messenger RNA from Betta splendens (Siamese fighting fish), 1378 nucleotides. Its product is annotated as regulator of G-protein signaling 13-like. The record is from RefSeq and is a predicted model, not a curated record. Lineage: Eukaryota; Metazoa; Chordata; Actinopteri; Anabantiformes; Osphronemidae. The transcript is spliced from 5 exons. The coding region runs from base 123 to 677 and encodes 184 amino acids.